Messenger RNA from Ictalurus furcatus (blue catfish), 6255 nucleotides. It is a transcript of the gene tbc1d10aa, whose product is annotated as TBC1 domain family, member 10Aa. The record is from RefSeq and is a predicted model, not a curated record. The transcript has 9 exons. Bases 993 to 2801 code for a protein of 602 amino acids. Lineage: Eukaryota; Metazoa; Chordata; Actinopteri; Siluriformes; Ictaluridae.
UGGGAUUAUUACAUAAUGUGGGUGGGAAGAAAAUAAGUCUUGUUGUGGUAUAUCGCGAAUAUGACAUUUCGGGUGUAUAUUCUCUUAACGGAAUCCAAUUGGGGAUUUAUUUUAUACUCACCACGGGAACAUUAAAGUAAACUCUCGCGUCGCACAACAACUUUCGGUCGCUAAAAGUGUUUGUCUGGAGAUGAGGUGACGCCGUUUGAGUUUUCAUAGUUGAAUGAAACUAGUUAGCAGGCUAAGUUAUCGAGCUCAACAUCUAGUUAAAGUUAGCUCGCGAGCUAGAGCUGUGUCCAGAUAUCAGGAAAUAACAGCAUGACAACUUAAAUAGCUUUUAUAUCUGGGGAAAUAUUGCAUGCUGAAUAUUUACAGCGUUAUAUAUAUAUCUAUAUAGUAUUUAAAUGAUAAUUCUGUAGCUGUCUAAUGAAAUCAUCUUAGCUAGCUGGCUAACGUUAACGUUGCAUUGAAUGACACGUCGCUAUGCUAGUUUGUCUGGUUAGCUAGUUGCUAAAAGUGACAAGAAAAAGUUUAAAUUAAACUUCAACUGUCGCUAUGUAGUAUUUAACCUCGUGUUCAACUUUUAAAGGGUGAAAAUAUUAAGGCUUUUGGUUUGGACAUUCCUUUUUACCAGAGACUUUUUUGAUAUAUUUAGUUUAAUAUACGUUAUUAGUGUAAAUCUGGUUUCUAAAAUAGUCUACAGUUUAAAAAAAAAAAAAAAGGAGACAAAGUUGUGGACUUUUCCAAGUGUAGCUUCAUAAAAAAAAAAUUAAAUUAAUUUAAAUAUAAUUGUUAAAAAUAUUAUUAUAAAUAAAGUACUAAGUAAUUAAGAAAUAAACUGUCACUGUGAUUUCUUCACAGUAAACACAUGCAAGCGGUGGACAUCAGCCAUGUUCCUGUACGCAUAGCAUGGGUUUUGCGGUUUAUUCAGUCUCUGGGGUUUCAAACUGCUGUUAAUUUUUCUCCAAAAGAAGUUGUUAAUGGCCUAAACGAUGAGCGUAACGAUGGCUGAUGUUGAGAACGGUGAUCAGAGCUUGGACACUGUGAGUUUGCAGACAGUGGGCAGUCAUUUUGGAGAUGAUGAAGAAAGCUCUCUAGGCUCCGACUCCGAGCUCAAUGGCUUCCCAGGCUCCAGAGAGACGGACAAGUACGGCUUUAUCGGAGGAGCGCAGAAGUAUUCGGCCGAAUCGGCUCAGGACGUUCCCCCGGAGGUGUUGAGGCAGAGAGAGCUGAAAUGGUUAGAGAUGCUGAAGAACUGGGACAAAUGGAUCAACAAGAGAUUUAAGAAGGUGAGGCUGCGAUGUCAGAAAGGAAUCCCUCCAUCGAUAAGAGGCAGAGCCUGGCUUUACCUGUCAGGAGGGAAAGUAAAGAAGGAGCGAAACAGCGAAAAAUUCAAGGAGCUGGACAGCAUGGAGGGUGAUCCAAAGUGGAUAGAUGUGAUCGAGAGAGAUUUACACAGGCAGUUCCCUUUCCAUGAGAUGUUUGUAUCACGAGGAGGACACGGGCAGCAGGAUCUGUUUCGGGUGCUAAAAGCAUACACACUCUACAGUCCUGAUGAAGGUUACUGUCAGGCUCAGGCUCCUAUUGCUGCCGUGCUACUCAUGCACAUGCCUGCUGAGGAUGCAUUUUGGGGUCUUGUGCAGAUCUGUGAGAAAUACCUUCCCGGUUACUACAGUGCAGGCUUGGAGGCGGUUCAGCUGGACGGAGAGAUCCUGCAUGUGCUGUUGAAGCGAGUGUGUCCUGUGGCGUAUCGGCACCUGGACAAGCACAAGAUCGAGCCGGUGCUCUACAUGAUGGAGUGGUUCAUGUGCGCCUUCUCCAGGACUCUGCCCUGGGCCUCGGUCCUCCGAGUGUGGGACAUGUUCCUGUGUGACGGAGUGAAAAUUAUAUUCCGAGUGGGCUUGGUGUUGUUGAAGUCCAUGCUGGGAACUCGGGAUAAGCUCAAGGCCUGUCCGGGUCAGUAUGAGACCAUGGAGGUCCUCAGAGCGAUCGAGCCCAGAUACAUGCAGGAGGGCUUCUUAGUGCACCAGGUUCUGGAGUUGCAGGUAUCAGCACGGGACGUGGAACGCGAGCACCGCAGGCAGCUGAAGCGCUGGAAGAAGAAGCGUGGCGAGCCCGCCCGCAGACCCCCUCAGAGAAUGCACAGUGCUCGCGCCAUCAUGGCCACCGAGCCUCAUACAUGCCAAGACCUCCGCCAGAAACCCACCAUCAUCGUCCAGUACCCGUCGAUCCCCGAGGAAAAGUCCGAGCCGAGCCUCAGGAAGAAGAGAGGGAGCCUGAAGAAAAACCAAGCCCUCAUUCCUAACCCCUACGCCCUACCUGACGAGUCUAAACCUACUCCGAUAUUGGAAAUACAGCCUCUGAAACAGGAAAAUCUAAAUCUUGUGCUUCCAAAUCCACCGUCGCAUCCACCACGGCUCCCUACAAUGCAGGAAAAUCAGGUCAAAGAGACGAGCACUUCUACAGUGCGACUCGUGCAGUCGUCCUCAAAUUCCUCCAUCGAUAAGAAACCGGCGGACUCUAUCCCUCUGCAACAUCUAUCCCUCCUAACUGCUCCUGUACACGAAUCACCUUCAGCGUGGCGUCCUCACCUGCUGGAAUGUCCUCCUGUCCAAUUCAGAGAACCUGACCAUGAUGAGCUCCCUAAUAAUACAGAAAACUCGGCCACCAUUUUGGAUCCAUCUACAGACUCAAGCCCUCUGCUUACGCCCAACGCACCUGCCCCCCACGACUCACCUGCUGCUUCAGAUUACAAAAACUCCAGACAGAGCAUUAACAGCUCAGAGGACACGUACCUGUAACUCGCUCACUGUCGCCACCUGGUGGUUUGGAGGAACAGGGUGCUGCAGUGCUGGGAGAAAUAUUUACAUUAUUUUUACAUUCAGAAGCUAAUUUGAGUUAGAGCAGGGUUUUUGCAUAACCCACGUUGGUUCUUAAUCUGUGACAAUUUACACACUUAUUCACUCUUAAACAAAUGAUUUGUCUUCAAAUCAAAUUUACACAAUUCACCCCAGAGGCAUCCAAGAUUUGGUUUCUGGUUUUUGCUUCUUUAGUUUUGCACUUGAAAGUCAGUUACCAAACAUGCCUUGGCUGUAAGGGGGGGACGGGGAGGGGGUUUGCAAAUGUGCGAACUUGUAUUUCAUUCUCUACAGGAAGAAACUCCGAGAAGUCACUUAAGGGUCAGUGGAGAGUCAGAGAAAAUCCCGGAAAAAUACUGUAUCCUCAGCACCUCACACGCUGCCAUCUUGAGUGUCAGUGCGGUGCCGAGAAUGCUCCGCCACCCUAAUGAACCCUAAUGGUCUAAUCAGUUUUCCUUUCCAUUAGUGGAUGGUGUAGAGAACGGCUAACGAAUUGUGCCUAGCGUCAGACGAGUUACAGUCACCAGUGUACUUCAGUAACGUAGACUUACACUCUGACUCGCCUUAUGGGACCAAACAAAAUACAUUCCUGGAACUUUGACAUGUGUGUCCCUAAAUCUGAUGGGAAGUGGAGAGUCACACUACUAUAGGACCAACUCUUAACGCUCAAAUCCAGAGCAGAACGUGAGGUUCUGACAUCUGAGGCUGCUCAUCUGAGGAUCUACCUCUGAAAGCUCUGCAUCUGUGACUCUAUGUCCGAGUGUCUGCAUCUGAGGCUGUAUAUCCGAAGCUGUACAUCCGCGGAUCUCCCUCUGAGGCGGUCUGUCUAGGACUGUACAUCUGUGGCUCUGCUUCUGAGGAUCUACGUUUGCGGCUGUGCACGUCUGCGGUGUGGGGGCGGUCCGUCUGAGGCUCUGCGUUCAAGGCUUUACAUCUGAGGCCCUUCCUUUUGAGUCUGCUUUCUGUUACUGUCUUAUUUGUUUCAUGUGAGGUCAUUCUAACACAAACGAGACCUCAUUUUAACCAUUUUCUGUUUGGUCAUUUUAUGUUUGUACAUUAAUGGGAUUGGUUAGAACUGCACAGUGGGCGUGUGCCAAUAUUCACGUUUCACAUCGCUAAUGUAUAUGGUACAUUAUAUCGAACAGCGCGAAACUUUUUUAAAAAAUCCCUCUUUAGUAGGAUUGACAUUUAUGACAUUGUGGACUUUUUCCUUAACUUUCCAAACGUGACGAUUACUUAGAAGCUCAGCUUUAAAAACAAAUUAAAAAACGCUGCCUAGGUAGUAGGCGAUUAUAAUAAUAUCUUCUCGUUAUUUGAACGAAUUUAGCCAAUUUUAAGUCGGUAUGGUAUCGUUAGGGAGCAACUAAAGCUAGGCACAACUGUAUAUUUAAUAAUAAGUGACGCUGGUUUCAUAAUUCUGAGCCAGUCCGAUCGCUGUUUUGUUUUUUAAAUUAAUCGACUAUACACUAUGUUCUUAAUUCAUAUUUAAUCAUCAGAUAUUUAAACAUGGCACUAAUGCUAGACCCUGUAAUGCUACAUUCAGUUCAUUCCAACUUAUUUUUAUUCCAAGUUAGGUAAUAAUUUUGUUACACACACACACACAAACAUGUUUUACCAUGAUAAGAUAUCUUUUUGCUGUAUUGAUGAUUUAAAUUUUUUAUUUUUUUUUUUUAAACAGUGUGAUGCGUUGAGGAAUCGAUUAUUGGCACACGUCUACUGAAUAGCAAGGAUCGUUAAGUCUUUAACGUGUUAUAGUUUACUCCGGUGUAACUGCAAACAAUCUGAGAAAGGGAGCAACCCGUGAGCUGCUAGAGGGCAGACUUGGUCCAAAGAUUUACACACUCUCCACAAACACUCAAGUGCCUGAGGAGUGUUUACUCGCUCCAGCCUUCAGAAGGGAAACUACCUACAGAUUCGCUUUUGAAAGACUUUCAUUCACGGGCAUCACAAACAUUUGUUUAUAUUACACUCGUAUUCAUCUGGCAGAUUUAUUAUCUUUUUUUUUUUUUCCUUAAUCCAAGAGCAACCACCACUUCUUUGUGUUUUGUAUUCCACAGAUUUCCUUACCACAUCUUACAAGAGCUGCACGAUAAUCACAACAAUCCUAUACAACAGGCACAUCCUUUCCACUAACGUAAUCUCGACGAAAUAUCUACUCUCUGUAUACUUUACGCGCAAACGAAAAAACCGACUCAAGCUGAGAACUUUAUUGCUGAUCCACUUUAUACCACACCGCCGUCGGAUUCUCCGUAACACGCUCGAAUACGUUAUCGUUUCCAUAGCAACGACGCACACAGGGAAUUGUAUGGCGGACGACCUACAGCACCGGAUACUAACGAUACGCGUCUUAUUUAACAAAAGCAAAACGUAUGAUCGCCGACGUGGUAUUUCAAAUUCACGGAAGGAGUCUCCAGAGUCUCCAACGUCUCCGGGGAAAGGACUUCACGCUGCGUUACGGUUUUGUUGUAACGUUGCAAGCUGCAUUUAAAACGCAAACGUCGCACAACGUAAACGGUUACAUCUGCUUUUCUUAAACGGUUUUCUAGGAGGGCUUAGUUCAAAGCUGUAGCAUCCAGAUAAUCGGGAUCUAUUUUGGGAUAAGUCUUAAAUAAAACCUCCAACUGCUACUUAAUUAGUCCUGGAUUUGGUUUCAUGUCGUUAAGUUGCUUUGAGAGGGGGGAAAAAAAAAUCUGCAAAAUAAAUAAAAUGUAUUUGUAGACUGUUUUGUUCACAUUCAGCUACAUCCAGUUACAUUCAUUCUUACAUAAUAACAACACGUAAACGGGAGCUGUUACUUUAUUUGUAUUUAUAUAUAUAUAUAUUUCUAUAUAAUAGCUGGAGCUUUGUGACACUAGUUUGUAUGUUUGGUUUUUUGUUUUUUUCUCCAGAGAAUUUUAAUACACAAUUUUAUGAAAUAAUUAUAAGAAUUUAUGUCUAAAUUUACUACUCAAAAACUGAACAUUAUUUAGUAAAUAUUCCUAAAGCUUUGGGUCAGUUUUCUUACUUUUUUUUUUUUUGUCAAAACUGAGCAUAUGCUGUUAAUACUUUCAUUGCAAUAUUGCUAAGCCUUUAAUGAUUUGCAAUAUUAUUAUUAUUAUUAUUAUUAUUAUUAUUAUAUCGUCUUCUUCGGGAAGGCCUCCUGAGAUUCUGUGUGGGACGAACUAACUGAACUGACCUUGCUGAGAGUAUAAGGAGGUUGUGCGUUUAAACUUUUAUAGUGCCUUCUGAAUAGAACAGACUUCCUCUCAGGACUAGAAAUGCUGACUAACCAGGACAUGUCCUCCAUAAUCGUGGCAUUUGAAUCUUCGCAAUGACAUCUAAAAACAUCUAAUUGAAAAAAUGUGCUGUUCUGUAGAUGAUUGUCCAAUCAGAUGGCUCUUAAUAAAAACAAUAACCA